Messenger RNA from Castor canadensis (American beaver), 2803 nucleotides. The record is from RefSeq and is a predicted model, not a curated record. NCBI's taxonomy places the organism in Eukaryota, Metazoa, Chordata, Mammalia, Rodentia, Castoridae.
GGCUUGUGGCUGGGCACAGGUCAGCGGGUGUAGGGUUCUGGUGGGACCGACGGCGGCGUGGGACCGAAGCGUCGCUAGACACGUGCGGAGCCACGUUCCGUUGUAAGGAUCAUGCCACACGUGAGGGACAGUGUCUCUACAGAAGUAUCAACACUGGUGGCAAGGAACUUGCAAUGAGCUAUGGCAACUUUGAACCAUUGCAAUGGCCGCUCCAAUCAACAAGGCCCACAAGGAUGCUAUUCUCUGGUCCUCCCAUGAUAAGAUGCUGGUGCAGCCCCUUAAGGACAGCGAUGCGGAGGUUUAUGAGAUCAUUAAGAAGGAAAGUAACCGGCAGAGGGUUGGAUUGGAGCUGAUUGCCUCAGAGAAUUUUGCCAGCCGAGCAGUGUUGGAGGCCCUGGGCUCUUGCUUAAAUAACAAAUACUCUGAGGGGUACCCAGGGCAGAGGUAUUACGGUGGGACUGAGUUUAUUGAUGAGCUGGAGACACUGUGUCAGAAGCGAGCGCUGCAAGCCUAUCACCUGGACCCUCAGUGCUGGGGGGUCAAUGUCCAGCCCUACUCAGGUUCCCCUGCCAACUUCGCAGUGUACACUGCCUUGGUAGAGCCCCAUGGGCGCAUCAUGGGCCUGGACUUACCUGAUGGGGGCCACCUGACCCAUGGGUUUAUGACAGACAAGAAGAAGAUCUCUGCUACAUCCAUCUUCUUUGAAUCUAUGCCCUAUAAGGUGUACCCAGACACUGGCUACAUCAACUAUGACCAGCUGGAGGAGAACGCCCGCCUUUUCCACCCAAAACUGAUCAUCGCAGGAACCAGCUGCUACUCUCGCAACCUGGACUACGCACGCCUGCGGAAGAUCGCAGAUGAGAGCGGGGCCUAUCUCAUGGCGGACAUGGCACAUAUCAGUGGGCUGGUGGCAGCUGGCGUGGUGCCCUCGCCUUUUGAACACUGCCAUGUGGUGACCACCACAACACACAAGACCUUGAGAGGCUGCCGUGCCGGCAUGAUCUUCUACAGGAAAGGUGUUCGCAGUGUGGAUCCCAAGACUGGCAAAGAGAUUCUGUAUGAACUGGAGUCACUCAUUAACUCUGCUGUGUUCCCAGGCCUGCAGGGUGGUCCUCACAACCAUGCCAUUGCUGGGGUUGCUGUGGCCCUGAAGCAAGCAAUGACUGCAGAAUUCAAAGUCUACCAGCUCCAGGUUGUGGCCAACUGCAGGGCUCUGGCUGAGGCCCUCACAGAGCUGGGCUACAAGAUAGUCACAGGUGGUUCUGACAACCAUUUGAUCCUUGUGGAUCUCCGUUCCAAGGGCACAGAUGGUGGAAGGGCUGAGAAGGUGCUAGAAGCCUGUUCUAUUGCCUGCAACAAGAAUACCUGCCCAGGUGACAGGAGCGCACUGCGGCCCAGCGGACUGCGACUGGGGACCCCAGCACUGACAUCUCGAGGACUUUUGGAAAAAGACUUCAAAAAAGUAGCGCACUUUAUCCACAGAGGGAUAGAGUUGACUCUGCAGAUUCAGAAUGACAUGAACAUGAGGGCCACACUGAAGGAAUUCAAGGAGAAACUGGCAGGGGAUGAGAAGUACCAGAUGGCUGUGCGGGCUCUCCGGGAGGAAGUAGAGAGCUUCGCUUCUGCCUUCCCGCUGCCUGGACUGCCUGACAUCUGAAGGAGCCAGCCUACUCCCUGCUCCUGCUGGGUGGCCAGACUGCCCAGGAAGCCUGCUGAUCUCUUGAGAGAUACAAUAUAGCUGCCUAGCAGGGGACCUACUGAGCCCCUCUGCCCUUCUGGGGGCUUUUCUUUCAGACCUCUCAUAUUUUCACAAAUCAAAAUUUAUGUAAGUUUCAUAAUUACUUCAUGGACAGAUUAUUAAGGAAUUUUAAAUUGAACCUCACUUUCUCAACAGCUGUAUAUAAUUAUUCUUGAAAAAAUACUGGGCACUCUCUUGGCCUUAGUCAUACAGAUAGCAAUACAGGGCAGGGCUAUGAGAAAAAUUCCAGUACUUUCCUCCCUUUUCUGUAAAUUAGCUGAGCUCUUCCCCUGACUUGCUGCAACAGAUAAAUGCCAGGUUCACAGCUUAUAAAUGCUGCCCAUUCUUCCUAUUUUGUUGCCCAAUAGUAUGACAGAGGAAGACUGAAUUAUGACCAUUAGUCAUACAGGGCAAUUCUGAAUCUUCUGCUCUGCGUUUUAAAUUGCAAUUUAGACAGGGGUACCAGACGUACCCAGUACCCAGUAUGGUGGGAGGGUUUGCAGCCCAAAGUGGAAAGUCUGGGGGUAUCACUUAGAAGUCCUGGGUUCCGUCCCUAGCAUCCUGACCAUGUUUUCCACCUCCCCCCUGGAACAUGCCUGGUCCCUUCCUGGUGUGAGAAUCAGCAAGGGGCCAGGAGAUGGUCCCACUCCACCUGCCCGAAAUAAACAAAACUCUCCUGUAAUGAGGAACUCAAAUGUCACCUUCCCAAAAAGUCUUUAUUUUUCACAUAGCUGAAGUGCAAACCAUAAGUUACCAUUUUUAAUAAGCACAAUCAAAUUUUUAACCACAGAGUGUCUACAAGAAUUACAGCUUUAAAAAAUACAACUAAUUUUUGUAUUUCAAAAAUAUCUGAACUCAAAUAAAUUAAUUUCUUAAAAAGUAUACUCAUACUAUUUGUUUGGCAUUAACUCUGGUUAAACUCUUGUGCAGUAGCAACCAUGAGACGCAGUCACACACGUUAGUCAAACUCUGGCUCCAAGCACUGACUGCAGUGCAUGGGGUUGGAACGCACAUUCACAGACACGGUGGGAACAUGCAGUAAUAAAAUAGCUUUUUAGAAAAUAA